AUGGAUACUUUCACCAAGUGGGUGGAAGCGGUUCUGCUCCGUCAACGUGACGCGGCAUCAGUGGCCGAGGCAUUUGUCGGCCUGUGUACGCGGUGGGGCCCGCCCCGAGUGGUCUGCUGUGAUAAUGGCACGGAAUUCAUCAACGCCGUGAUGUCAUCGCUGUUUGACACGUUUGGUGUGACAGUGCUCAACGGUGCCGUGAGUCAUCCCCUAUUACAGGGAUCUGUUGAGCGAUUUAACCGCACUCUCCUCACCUUAAUUCGGAAGGUGUUGGAUGAGGCUGAUGAUUGGCGAUCUGAGCUGGACGUGUUACUGUAUUUCGACCGUAUUCGUCCGCACUCUGUCCUCAAGAUUUCUCCUAUGUGUGCGAUGCCUGGCUGGGAGCCCUCCGGUGUUCUCUUGUCGGCUACUCCUGGGCUGGGCCGGACUCCAUCUGAUCUUGAACGCCAGGCUGCUCGGAUCCGUGAUUUUGUGGAAGCUGAGCUGUCCUCCAAGGACUUUGUUGAGUCUGAAGCUGAUAACUGUCUGUUCGCCGUUGCUGUGUGCACAAAUCCCUGGGUGAAAAAGAACAAAGCAUGUGAAUGUAAACCGAGACCAGACGGACCCAUCUGCACAGAAGUGUGCAAUUGCUUGAAUGAUGGUCAGUGUACUGAAGACGGCACCUGCAACUGCCGGAAAGGUUUCCAUGGAGACCAGUGCCAACAUGCUUUCAAGACAAAGUGCCUGGGCACAAAUAAUGCAAUAUACACCUGGAUGGCUCUUGCCAGCUUGCCGUGUUAUCCACAUCUCGACGAUGGCAGCUGCCAGAAGAAAACGAACUUCGUGCACGCCCGCGAGAUGUGCGUGAGAAGAGGAUACAACUUCGUAGACUAUAAUUCCUUCACUGAGCUUGGCUUGAAGCUGGGUGUUAGCGACUGCAUAAAAUCAUUGCUGAGCGAGAUGAUGGCUAGAAGUAACAGCAGCUACAGCACCCCUCUCAAGAUAUGGACAUCGUACAUGUACUUUGGUCAGCAUGUUAUUUACAAGCAAGGCAAGGACAACUCGAGCGACGCACUAUUUGACAGGGAUGGAAGAGGCAAUCAUGAUGUCAUCUGUGAAGCCAAAUGGCUCGAGGCCAACGAUUCUGUACACGCCGCAGCAACUCCAGCACACAGACCCAGCGUGACUGAGCAGUUCGCAGAGGACGCAUGUCAGGAGUACGGAUAUCAUCUCAUUACCAAGGAGUGGCUAGAAGAACAUGGCCAUGUGUUAACAGAGCGCUGGCUAGAGAAGUUGGCCCUAUUGCAUAAGCACCAGCAAGCACCUUACCACGUCGCGUCAAUCCGAGUCAAUGGCCGUUCCCUUUACAGAACCGUAAUGUUUAGCGCGCAAAAGCAGACGUUUCAGAACGCCACAAGCAAAACUCAAGCCCAGAUUCUCUGUGUCAAUGUUAUGGUGCAUACUCCCAACCUGACCACCAUCUUCAUGCAGUAUGUCGUCCAUAAUUUGGAAGCAGAGGUGGAGUACUACGACCAGGUGGCAGACGAGUGGUUUGAAGCGCAUAACUUCACUGUCGGCCUCGACCACGUUCCAAUCCGCAUUCUGAUGCAGGUCGGACACCAGGGCACGUAUUUCCGAUCGCGGGUCAAUAUGUACCUCCCGGAGCGCUACACAAUUUCACUCACCCACACCGGCACCCCACCAACAGGCUACUCUGUGUACACCUGGCCGAUGUUCCCGAUUGUCGGCAUCACUAUAACCGCAAACGACACUCUUCUAGCAACGGUCACCGUGUCUUUGCCGACGGUUAACCCCGCGGCAAAUCUGAGAGUGCAGGUCGGUCAAGCUCACGGCGGCAGCAAUGCAUCGUCGAUCGUCACGUCCGCCAGCACCGUAGCACUAAGAAAUGUCACAGCAGGGGACAUCUACUUCCGUGUGCUUAGUCUCGCAUCGACAAGCAGUUCCUCGGCUGCUUACUCUCAGAAAGUGUUCUUCCAUGUCUCAUCCCACUCAAUGAUUGCACCCACACCUGCACCUAUUUCGCAAGUGUGCAAGUGUUUGAACCAGGGUCAGUGUGACGACAAAGGCAAAUGCAUCUGCCUGAAGGGAUUCACCGGAGACAAUUGCCAGAAGGUUGUGUGCACACAUCCCUGGGUGAAAAAGAACAAAGUAUGCGAAUGUAAACCCAGACUAAAUGGACCUAACUGCACAGUAGCAUGCAAUUGCCUGAAUAAUGGUCAGUGUACUGAAGACGGCACCUGCGUCUGUCCGACCGGAUUCCGGGGAGACCAAUGUCAGGACAAUUUCAGGACAAAGUGCCUGGGUACGGACAAGGUGAUGUACACCUGGACGGCUCUCGCCGGCUUGCCGUGUUAUUCUGGCAGGUGCCCGAAGAUAACCAGUUGGAGGAAAGCCAGAGACGCAUGCAGUGAUAGGGGAUAUCAGCUGGUCGACUUUAAAACCUUCACCUUGCUCGGCUCAAAGCUUGGUGUGAGUGGGUGCGUAAAGUCAUUGCUCCACGAGAUGAUGGUGUACAGUAACAGCAGCCCGAUCACGAUAUGGACAUCAUCCGAGUACAAUCGUCGGCAUAUUAUUUACAAGCAGGACAAGAACAAAUCGGGUGGUGCAAUAUUUAGUGUUCAUGGUUUCGGCCGUCACAAUGUCAUCUGCGAAGCCCAAUGGCUCCAUGCCAACGAUUCUGUAUACGCCGCAGCAACUCCAGCACUCGGACCCAGCGUGACUGAGCAGUGCGCAGAGAACGCAUGUCAGCAGUACGGACUUCGCCUCAUAACCAAAGACUGGUUACAAGAACAUGGCCAUGUGUUAAGAGAACGCUGGCUAGAGAGAUUGGCUUUAGAUAAGUCCGACGGAUUAGGUUACCACGUCGCGCCAAUCCUGGUCAAUGGUCAGUCCCUUUACAGAACAGUAAAAUUUAGCAGACAACAUGUGACGUUUAAGAACAAAACAAGCCAUGAGGAUGCCAAGAUUCUCUGUGUCAAGUCCUGUGGGAGCGGUGUUCUUGCACCAAGCAUGAGUUGUGUAUGUAACCGCACUAUGUCCUACGGUGAAGAAUGUGAAAAGGCAUGCAAGUGCUUGAACCAAGGUGAGUGUGAUAACAAAGGUGAAUGCAGCUGCCCUAGGGGAUUCACCGGCCACCAUUGCCAACUCGUUGUGUGCGAGGAACCCUGGGUGAAAAAGAGCAAAGUGUGUGAAUGUCAACCAGGACUAGAUAGACCCAACUGCACAGAAGCAUGUAAUUGCUUGAAUGACGGUCAGUGCACUGACGAUGGCAGUUGCAACUGCCGGAACGGUUUCCAUGGAGACAAGUGUCAGCAUACUUUCAAGACAAAGUGCCUGGGUACAGAUAACGCAACGUACACCUGGAUGGCUCUCGCCAGCUUGCCGUGUCAUCCACACCUCGACGGUGACAGCUGCCAGAAGAAAACGAACUUGACGCAUGCUCGCCAGAUGUGCACAAGAAGAGGAUACAACGUGGUAGACCAUGAUUCCUUCACCAAUCAGACGCUUGGUGUGCGCGACUGCAUGGAAGCAUUGCUCAACGAGAUGGUGACGAGCUCUUACAGCAACCCUACUUCAAUAUGGACAUCGUUCGUGAAGGAUGACCAACAUCUCAUAUACCAGCAGGGCAAGAACAGUUUGACUAAAGAAUUGUAUGAUAGUGAUGGAACAAGCCAUCAUGAUGUCAUCUGCGAAGCCAAGUGGCUCCAUUACAACGACUCGGUAUACGCCGCAGCCACGCCAUCACUGAAACCCAACGUGACUGAGCAGUUUGCAGAGGAGGCAUGUCAGGAGUACGGACUUCACCUCAUAACCUAUGACUGGCUGCAAGCACAUGGCCAUGUAUUAAGAGAGCGCUGGCUAGAUAGAUUGGCUCUUCGGCACGCACCUUACCACGUCACACCAAUCCGAGUGAAUGGCAACUCCCAUUACAUAACUGUAACGUUUAGAAAUCGCAGUAAUCCAUUUCAAAAUUCCACAAUUAAUCGCCACGCCAAAAUCCUCUGUGUCAAGCACUGUGCUAAUGGCGUUCUGGCCCAGGACCUGAGUUGCAAGUGCAACCGCACUGUCUUCUAUGGAGACUACUGUGAAAAGGAUGGCUGCAAGUGCUUGAACCAGGGUCAGUGUGACAACGAGGGUAAAUGCAUCUGCCCGACAAGAUUCUACGGAGAACAUUGCCAACUCGAGUGCAGAACAUGUCUGAACCAGGGUCGCUGUAAUGAAGACGGCACCUGCACCUGCGCUGAAGGAUGGAUUGGUGACCGGUGCCAGACUGGGUGUGCGGACACGGACCCAUGCUGCGUGAACAAGCGCAUCGUGACACGCCGGGAUCAGGUCUGCCGUGCCGCCACCAGCGACUGUGACGUGGCAGAGUACUGCGACGGCGAGAAUGCCACAUGUCCACAGGACCUGACCGCACGCAACGGCUGGCCUUGCUCCAAUAGUCAAGCAUCCUGCUGGAGUGGAGUUUGCCAAUCACGAACUGGCCAGUGUCAGAGUGUCUGGAACGAUAUGGAUCAAGGGUCAGCUCCUGAGGAUUGCUUCGCGAUCAUGAACGUUUUUGGAGAACGUACGGGUAACUGUGGUUUCAAAUCGUCCAAUUCCACCCCAGGAACCUAUGCAGCCUGUGCGGCUGGAGAUGCCCUAUGUGGUAGUUUGUUCUGCCUUCCACUUGCUCGAAAGAACCAACCCAGUAGUGAUGUUCUGUCAAAAACCGUUCCCGUACGCGGUGAUGGCGGUAUAAUCAGGUGCAAUGGUUUGUACGCGUCCCCGCCAAGAAGCCACGAUGACCCAUCGCUCGUGAAGGACGGAACACGCUGUGAUGCCAGCGGCGCUAACAAGGACCUCGUGUGCCACAAGCAACGCUGCGUGGACCAGUCUCGAGUCACCAGUCAGUGUUCGGUCGAUGCUGACAGCGGCAAAGAGUGUGGUGGAGUCGGUGUCUGUACAAAUGUAACAACCUGCCUUUACCCACCCACACCUGAGAGCAACGAGUCCGCUAACACUACCCAGGCUGCUACACCCACGACCAGUUACUCAAUAACCAAACAAAAGAGCGACCCGGCCACAACUACUCCAACUGAAGUCGUCUAAUAGAGUGACGGUGAUGAACAGUGCAGUGCAUGAAGUGUCAGUAAUUGUAACUAGUUACUCAUAAACCGGGGGGAAUACUACCGACAGGACUAACCUGGUGCCCUUCCACUUACCCACCCAUCUUCCAUAGCAUCCACAAUUCGGUCCAGGAAACUCGACAGGCACAUGCAGUCGGUGUUACUCCAACGGAACGUUUCCAGGACGUGAAGAGCCCCUGCUAACCAAGUGUGUUUCCAGUCCUGAUAAUUUCCUCCGAUUGUAAAUUUCAAAUCUGCAAUUUCAGAUCAGUGAAAAUCUGAGGCAGACUGAUAUCCCAUAACAUGCUACGGCAGAGUAAUUAUGUCGUAUUUUAAUUAGUAAUUAUGCAUCUAUUAUUUGCAAGAUGAUGAGGGCAAUAAUAGAUUGAUCCCGACAUAGCAUACCUUAACUGGUUUAGCUUUGUUCUUGUGUAUUGUACUAGCACAUAGUAUAUACAUAAGUCGUCUACAUUACUUCUCUAUAAACAGAUGUUCUCAGUUGUUACUUAGUCUUUUAAUGUGUUCCCCAAGUUCUUUGACUGAGAAUCUGGCAGUUUGGGCUCAAGUCA
Molecule: messenger RNA, 5677 nt
Organism: Sycon ciliatum
Lineage: Eukaryota; Metazoa; Porifera; Calcarea; Leucosolenida; Sycettidae
Exons: 24
Coding region: 1-5091 (1696 amino acids)
Biological process (GO): heterophilic cell-cell adhesion; DNA integration; establishment or maintenance of epithelial cell apical/basal polarity
Cellular component (GO): plasma membrane; protein-containing complex
Molecular function (GO): nucleic acid binding
Source: RefSeq, a predicted model, not a curated record